AGCUUUAGGUACUAGCUCGAUCGGCCGCCGGCCGGCCGGUCGACGUCGGCGCGCACACUGUCGUCCAUCUCCAUAAAUCCUCCUGCACGUACGGCGCUACGGCCGGCCAUGAGACGACCUCACGCCGCCGCCGCUACCGCUCUCGCUGCCCUCCUCCUCCUCCUGUGCCUCGCCGUGCUCACAGCCGCGUUGAUCCACGGGAACGGCGGCGGCCUGGCGGGGACGAGGCCGGCGAGGUGGCCCGCCGCCGUCCCGAGGAAGAUGCUGCUCGCCAUGACAAGCUUCGACGCUGCCUCGUCCUCGUCAGCUGCUGGUCACAACCACCGCUAUCUUCUUCACCACCACCACCACCACCAUCUUCAUCAUCAACACCACCACCACCACCACCACCACGCGGACCGGCGAUGGAACCGGCACGGGACUCUUCCACCGUCAGCAGCUGGCGGCGAGGGUGACGAGGCGAUGAUCGAUCCGCGGUACGGCGUGCAGAAGAGGCUGGUGCCUUCGGGCCCCAACCCCUUGCAUCACUGAGAGUACGUGAGAGAGAUCGAGGCCCCGUUGCCACCGCAUGCGCACGCGCGCGCGACGCGAGCAGCACACCUGCAUGCUUGCAUCCUGCAUCUUCAAUUCUCAUGGCGGCCGCUAUGCACAGUCUGGUUCAGUUUCCAUGGUGUGGUGAGUACUCGCCGCGGCACACCAUCAUGCAUGGAUCUUGCCGUGUUUGUAGAUCCAUCGUCGAGUUCGAUCGACGAGUAAUCGAUCGAGUCAAGUACAUACAUAUAUAUACCUAUAUAUUCUUUGGA
Molecule: messenger RNA, 803 nt
Organism: Zea mays
Lineage: Eukaryota; Viridiplantae; Streptophyta; Magnoliopsida; Poales; Poaceae
Exons: 1
Coding region: 109-531 (140 amino acids)
Source: RefSeq, marked validated